This is a messenger RNA of Protopolystoma xenopodis, 582 nucleotides long. The record is from the annotation of a GenBank genome assembly. NCBI's taxonomy places the organism in Eukaryota, Metazoa, Platyhelminthes, Monogenea, Polystomatidea, Polystomatidae.
AUGCCAUCCAAUAGUACAGAUAACCGUCUCUUAUCUGAAGCAGCCUCUGACUUCAUUUCAAGGAGAUCUUCAUCUACACCAGACCAAGAGCAGCCCGCUCCCAGAUUAGUAAACUCAUUCAACCGCGCUCAUGAUCCGUAUUCAGUGGGCAUUACGAAUUUCAUGCUCAAAAUGCCUACCCCAAAUAAUUGUCCCAAUAUCUCAGAAACCUGCUGUAUUAAUAACAAUGAGUGGAAAAAUGAUCCAAGCAUUUCUGUCUCAGGGCCAGUCAAUCGCUAUCACCAUGAUAUCUGCUCUUGCCUUGGGUAUGCGAUUCCAGCAGACUGGCCACCUCGACUUGACUGCCUGCUGGAAGCAGCCCAGCUGCCAUGUUUCGACAUGUUAGCACAUUCUUGGAAUCCGGCUGAUUGCUCAGAAAACAUUUCGUUGAGGCCGGAAGAUCCUUUCACUUUUUACCGGCAACCUGCUGCCCAAUGCUCAGAUGGGAUCCGUGGUAAGAUGGGAUACUCACGAGGGAUUCAUCUGUGGCGGAUAUUAUGGAACCCAAUUGAACGUGGAACGCAUGCUGUUAUAGGUGAGUAG